Molecule: messenger RNA, 2880 nt
Organism: Musca domestica (house fly)
Lineage: Eukaryota; Metazoa; Arthropoda; Insecta; Diptera; Muscidae
Exons: 2
Coding region: 1-2880 (959 amino acids)
Biological process (GO): DNA integration
Molecular function (GO): nucleic acid binding
Source: RefSeq, a predicted model, not a curated record
AUGUACAGGCAGAUUUUAAUACAUCCCGAUGAUCAAAGGUAUCAGCUAAUUAUCUGGAGAGAGGAUCCAUCCCAUCCAGUCAGUUAUUACAAACUUAAUACGGUCACAUAUGGGACACGUUCAGCACCGUAUCUGGCUACAAAAUGCUUACAAAAGAUUGCAAACGAGAACAUGGAGCGUUAUCCAUUAGGCUCACAAAUGCUGAAAGAUAAUUUUUAUAUGGAUGACGGUCUCGGCGGUGCAGAUAGCCUAAGUACAGCUAUUGAAAUACAAAAGGAGUUAAUAACAAUCUUGAAACAACACGGCUUCAUUCUAAGGAAAUGGUCAUCCAAUACACCAAGAUUGCUGAAGGACAUACCACAUAGCGAUCGAGAAGUGAACCUGGAUCUCAACGAAUCUCAAACAAUAAAGACGUUGGGAUUAUAUUGGAUGCCGCAAGCAGAUCAAUUUUGUGUAAAAACGAACAUUGAUCAUAAUGAAAUCAUAUCAAAACGAGUAGUUACGUCUGAACUAGCAAAAUUAUUUGAUCCGCUUGGCCUACUUGCACCGAUUGUGGUGAAGGCAAAAAUAUUUAUUCAGCAGCUGUGGCAACAUACAUUAGAUUGGGACGAAGCAUUACCCGAAAAACUUUGUGCCACUUGGAAAACAUUUCGAAGGGAAUUGGAAGGUCUCAACAACUUUAAGAUACCGCGACAUGUAUUCUGUGGGGAGAUCCCGACGAAAAUCCAGUUGCAUGUGUUUGCCGAUGCAUCGGAAAGAGCUUUUGGCGCGGCUAUUUAUAUUUGUUUUAUUGGAAAAGAUGGACGAGUAGUUGUACGUCUGAUCUGUGCUAAAUCAAGGGUAGCUCCUUUGAGAAAACAAACUCUACCGCGAUUAGAGCUAUGUGCCGCUGUGGUAGCAGCUCAACUGGCUACCAGGGUGAAAAAUGACCUAAUGCUUCAGAAUAGUCCGAUGUUUUUAUGGACUGAUUCUGAAAUAGUACUCGCCUGGAUAAAAUCAAGGUCCAACGUAUAUAAGACUUUUGUGGCUAAUAGGGUAUCCACCAUACAAAACUUAACAUUGCCAGAACAAUGGAACCACGUUAAGUCAAAAGAAAAUCCUGCCGACAUUUUAUCCCGAGGACUCUCGCCAGCUGAUCUUUCUAAAUGCCGAUUAUGGUUUCAUGGUCCAGUUUUUCUUCAUGGAAAGGAAGAACUAUGGCCGACCAAAUGCUCUCCACAAGAGGAUAUAACAAAUAGCAUGGAGUUAAAGACUGCAGCUACGACGUCAAUAGUAGCUUCUGACAUGUAUCUAAUACAUAUGAUCGAGCACAAAAAUUCAUUCAGGAAGUUACAAAGAAUUUUGGCAUACGUGCUUAGAUUCACCAGCAAUGCACGUAUGCAAAAGGCACACCGGCCUCAACAUAUAGCAGUGUCUUCCAAAGAAUUAGACGACUCCCUUCGUCGAAUAAUUCAAGCCGUACAAUCAUCCGAAUUUGCAGCUGAUAUCAACGCGUUGAAGGCUGAAAAGCAGAUUAAUAAGCAUAGCUCGCUAUGCAGUUUAUCACCGUUUUUGGAUGAUGAAGGCAUUCUUCGCGUUGGAGGAAGGUUGGAACAUGCUAUGCUACAAAUGGAUGCGAAACACCAAAUGAUAUUGCCUUAUAAUGAUCCUUUGGUGAAAUUGCUAUUUAAGACAUUUCAUGAAGAAAAUAAACAUUGUGGAGCUCAAGCCCUGUUAAACGCAAUAAGACAGCGUUUCUGGCCAAUAAAAGGCAAGAUAACAGCAAGGUCUACUGUUCAAAGAUGCAUAAAAUGUAAUAGAGCGCGACCACAACUGUAUCAACAAAUAAUGGGAAAUUUGCCAGCAACAAGGGUAGUUCCUGCUCGACCAUUUAUCAACUCUGGAGUCGACUACUGUGGGCCAUUUUGGAUCCAUUACAAGGUCAGGGGCAAGCGACCAACAAAGGCUUAUGUCGCUGUAUUCUGCUGCUUUGCAACAAAGGCUGUUCAUUUGGAGCUCGUAUCGGACCUAUCAACCGAAUCAUUCAUUGGCGCUCUUAAACGAUUUAUAGCUCGCAGAGGUCACUGCCAAAAUAUAUAUUGCGAUAACGCUACAAACUUUGUUGGAGCCAAAAAUAGUUUAGAGGAAUUAUCUGAAACCUUAUAUUCGGACAAGGCGCAAGAGCUACAUUUAUCAGCUGCAAGUUCCAAGGGCAUACAGUUCCAUUUCAUUCCACCAAGAGCUCCGCAUUUCGGAGGCUUAUGGGAAGCUGCAGUAAAGUCCGCAAAACGUCUCUUGGUCCGUAGUGUUUCAACGGAAACACUUACUCAUGAAGAAUUAGAGACAAUAAUAGUAGAAAUCGAAGCUAUUUUAAAUUCGCGUCCGCUCACACCUCUUUCAAACGAUCCAGAUUGCCUUGAUGCAUUGACGCCGGGACAUUUUCUAAUCGGCGAAGCUCUAACUUCGCAGGUAGAUACUUCCAGUAGUUUACAUACAUCCUAUGUAAGAUUGAAAGGCAUUCAAUAUAUAAGUCGACAAGAGGAAAUUGAAAAGGUUUCAACAAAUACCAAUACCACCUCUUACAAGAUUCAUCAAGAAGAAUUGGAUAAUAUACAAAAACAGUUGCAUGAAUCAACUCUAAAACACCUACCACAAUUAAUUCACUCAUCAAAUCAACAUCAUCAUGCAGUUAGCUACGCAUCUUUAGCUUGCUGCAUUCUUAUUUUACUUGGCCUGCUGAGUUGGAGGAUCCACACAAAAUUUAAGAAGCCAUCUCAAUUCAUACCUACACCAGAUAUAAGAUCUCAUCAAUCAACAAUCGAUGUUACAAUGGAGUCAUUCCCACAUGCAUCCAACCCAGGCGCAAUCAUUGAACAAUGUCAACGCGGCGGAGAAUGUUAA